GCCAGCUCCAAGUUUGAUCAUUUUUUACUAACCCAAAAGAAAAAAAAAAAGAAAGAAAGAAAAAAUCAAUUCACCUGUAAACCGCGAGAAAGAAAAACAGAAGACAUCUAAAUCGUUGUUGUUUGAGCUUGGAAGAUUUUAAUUCUUCUGCGGCGAUUUUGUGUUUGGUUAUGGUAAUUGUAUGAAAAAAGGGAAAAGAUGGUAGCUGAAGCUGAGGUUGUUUGUCAACAGAGCGUGCCGGUGUUGGACGUUCAGUAUUUUGGUAAAGGAAGUAAUAUCGAGGAGAUUGAUGGAAUCGUUGCGAUUUCGUCGCCGGUUUCUUCGCCAAAGUUCGGACAAGUUCUUGUUGCUGAGUCGGUUUCCGCCGAUUUAUCUACCUCUCAACUGGAUGUGAAAUCUCUUGAAAAAGACCCAGAUCCAACUAUCGAAUCUGCUGUCCUGCAAUUUGUCCCGAGCAUCCGUUCAGGUAGUUUUGCUGACAUUGGACCUCGGAGAUACAUGGAAGAUGAGCAUAUUAGAAUAGAUGAUCUAUCAUCACAUUUGGGAUCCCUUUUCAAGUUUCCUAACCCUAGUGCUUUUUAUGGGGUGUUUGAUGGUCAUGGAGGACCCGAAGCAGCAGCAUAUAUAAGGAAAAAUGCAUUUAGAUUCUUUUUUGAAGAUGUCAGUUUUCCUCAGACAUGUGAAGUUGAUGAUGUUUUCUUAGAAGGGGUUGAGAACUCUCUGCGGAAAUCGUUUCUUCUUGCUGACCUUGCUCUUGCGGAUGAUUGUACUGUGAAUAGCUCUUCUGGAACAACAGCACUUACUGCUCUGAUAUUUGGAAGGCUUCUAAUGGUGGCGAAUGCUGGUGAUUGCCGAGCUGUACUCUGCCGGAAAGGGGAGGCAAUAGAUAUGUCUGAAGACCACAGGCCUAUUUAUCCAUCAGAACGGAGGAGAGUAGAAGAGCUGGGUGGGUUUAUUGAUGAUGGGUAUCUCAAUGGUGUUCUAUCAGUUUCCCGAGCCUUGGGGGAUUGGGACAUGAAGUUUCCUAAAGGUUCUUCUUCACCUCUCAUUGCAGAGCCUGAGUUCCGACAGGUGGUUCUGACAGAGGAUGAUGAGUUCCUUAUCAUUGGGUGUGAUGGAAUUUGGGAUGUUAUGUCAAGUCAGCAUGCAGUUGGCCUUGUUCGUAGAGGGUUGCGGCGGCAUGAUGACCCUGAGCAGUGUGCUAGAGACCUUGUCAUGGAGGCCUUACGUCGCAACACAUUUGAUAAUCUCACUGUGAUUGUUGUAUGCUUCACUGCACCUGAUCACAGGGAGCAGCCAUCUCCUCGGCAAAGAAGAAUGAGGUGUUGUAGCCUCUCUGCAGAGGCCCUGUGUAGCUUGAGGAGUUUGUUGGAUGGCAAUGCCACUCGCUGAAUGUAAAUACAAUUUUUAAAUAAUUCUCUUGUUCAAUAGGGGAUAUUGUACUGUUUCUGGCUGCUUCAGGUAGAGCUAAAAAAAGCAGCUAGCAGUUUUGCAGGGGUUGGCUGUGGUAUAUUUAUGGUGGGUUAUGGGCGGAUGUACAUAGAGGAUGGUGGUGUAGGGAUGGUCCGAUAUUUUAUUGCGUGCUCAAGUCAUUUAUGGAUUCUUUUACUCAAAUCCAGGGUGGCUGCCCUUGUUAGUUCAAUGUUCAUUCCUGAGAUGUACGUAUAUGUAUUGUCAAUAAAAUUCCUAGUUUUCAUUAUUGUUAGUU
Theobroma umbraticum is the source of this 1708-nucleotide messenger RNA. Its product is annotated as Protein phosphatase 2C family protein. Gene Ontology annotation, molecular function: cation binding; protein serine/threonine phosphatase activity. NCBI's taxonomy places the organism in Eukaryota, Viridiplantae, Streptophyta, Magnoliopsida, Malvales, Malvaceae. Gene Ontology annotation, biological process: protein dephosphorylation. The record is from RefSeq and is a predicted model, not a curated record.